UUAAAUUGAAAAUUGAAAAAUCGUUGCUUUCGAUAUAACAAAGAGGGAAUUUGGUGAAUUAGAUCUGAGAGAUAAAGAAGAAGAAAACCCCAAUCAUCAUCAUCAUCAUCAUCUUCUUCUUCUUCUUCUUCGUCUUCAAGCGUCAGCUCUCAUAGCCAUGGCGGCCAUGGAUUUAUUUUCCUCCUCCAUGUUUAUUCUCAUCAUCUUCCUCUUACCCUUUUCUUCUUUUGCCGAGAUUCGUUUCACCGAGAUCAGAAAUGACAAUCGACCCAUCAUUCCCUUCGAUGUCUUCGGUUUCAGCCAUGGCGGUCGUCUCGAGCUCAACGUCACACAUCUCACACUCUCCGAUUCCAACCCAGAUCUCGAUCUUUCCAAGGUCGGAUUUUUCCUUUGUACUCGAGAAUCAUGGCUUCAUGUGAUCCAACAAUUGGAAGAAGGUGAUAUCUCUUGCGCUCUUCAAUCUGACCUUGUCAAACCCGUUUACACCUUUGAUUCCCUUAAGAAACAAGACCGAUUCGGUGUUCUUUAUUCCGAGACUGAUGCUGAUCAAUACACUCUCGUUUUUGCUAACUGUCUUCAACAAUUCAAGGUUUCUAUGGAUGUUCAAUCCGCUAUGUACAAUCUUGAAGGCAAAAACGCUCGACGUGAUUAUCUAUCUGCUGGGAAAACCAUCCUUCCGAGGAUUUACUUCGUUUUCUCUUUGAUUUAUUUCUCGCUUGCUGUUGUUUGGAUUCAUGUUCUUUACAAAAAGCGAUUGACGGUUUAUGGUAUUCAUUUCUUUAUGCUUGCUGUUGUGAUCUUGAAGGCUUUGAAUCUUCUCUGUGAAGCUGAGGAUAAAUCUUAUAUUAAGCGUACUGGGAGUGCCCAUGGUUGGGAUGUUCUGUUCUACAUUUUUAGUUUCUUAAAGGGUAUCACUUUGUUCACUUUGAUCGUCUUGAUUGGCACUGGUUGGUCUUUCUUGAAACCUUAUUUGCAGGACAAGGAGAAGAAGGUUUUGAUGAUUGUGAUUCCAUUACAAGUGGUGGCUAAUAUUGCUCAGGUUGUGAUUGAUGAAACUGGGCCAUUUGAACAAGAAUGGGUUACAUGGAAACAGGUGUUCUUGCUUGUUGAUGUGAUUUGUUGCUGUGCUGUUUUGUUCCCCAUUGUUUGGUCAAUCAAGAACUUGCGCGAAGCUGCACGAACCGAUGGAAAAGCAGCUGUGAAUUUGAUGAAAUUGACCCUUUUUAGACAGUAUUACAUUGUGGUUAUAUGCUAUAUCUACUUCACUCGAGUUGUAGUUUAUGCACUUGAGACGAUUACUUCGUAUCGGUAUCUAUGGACGAGUGUCGUGGCUGGGGAAUUGGCAACACUUGCAUUCUAUGUAUUUACUGGUUAUAAGUUCAAGCCUGAGGCUCAUAAUCCUUAUUUUGUAGUUGAUGAUGAGGAGGAAGAAGCAGCUGCUGAAGCAUUGAAGCUUGAAGAUGAAUUUGAAUUAUAAUGAAGAAGAAGAGGGUGAUAUGCUUUGAUGCAAUGUUGUUCUCUUCUGAUUUGUGAGUUUUAAGGUAGAAAAAAAAAAUCUCAUUCUCAGUUUAAAGUAUAUGUUGUUUUUUUUGUCUAAUCUGGGAAUUACAGGCAUGUUAUGUUGUUUUCUUGAUAUAUGUUUUCUUUUUUUGUAUUUUCACCUCUCUUUAAGUCUGUAGAAUAACAUAUAUCAAUGUCUGUGAUUUUGGAUAUUGUGUACACAUACUGACCAUCAAGCAUAGUUUGUAUCUUUCAUGAGCAA
This is a messenger RNA of Cucumis melo (muskmelon), 1762 nucleotides long. RefSeq names its product protein CANDIDATE G-PROTEIN COUPLED RECEPTOR 7. Gene Ontology annotation, biological process: transport. The transcript has a single exon. Gene Ontology annotation, cellular component: membrane; Golgi apparatus. The coding region runs from base 158 to 1477 and encodes 439 amino acids. NCBI's taxonomy places the organism in Eukaryota, Viridiplantae, Streptophyta, Magnoliopsida, Cucurbitales, Cucurbitaceae. The record is from RefSeq and is a predicted model, not a curated record.